GUUUGCAAAAAUUGAAGGAACCGAGAGCAAUUAAGGUAAACCCAAGGCAAUUCAAGCAAGAACAAAGGAAUUAAUGGUUGUUGCUUAUCGAAAAUUCAAAGGAAUUUGCACCCACAACCGGCAAGAGCAGCAACCGGACAGAGCAGAUCCGGAUGCUUUCCUGCAGGGGGAAGAUUUCAAGGCUCCAAUCUUGUUCUUGAACAAGAAAAGAAGAGAAAAAUCCAAGCUUCUUACCGAUUUCUCUCAAGGGAAGGCUGCUAUUGGUGGCUGGGCUUUAUUCGGUGCAGGGGAAGAAAAAGAAGAAGAGCAGAAUCGAGAAAUGGCUGGGGAAGAAGGAAGAAAAAAUACCCGGUCCUUAUCCAAAUUUCUACUCUUUUAAGUCCUUCAAGUUUGGACAUUAGCUAAUAAGCCCCAAAACAAUAUUUUCUCACAAUCAAGUCCUUAACUAAGU
Messenger RNA from Rubroshorea leprosula, 451 nucleotides. NCBI's taxonomy places the organism in Eukaryota, Viridiplantae, Streptophyta, Magnoliopsida, Malvales, Dipterocarpaceae. The record is from the annotation of a GenBank genome assembly.